AUGCCCUGUAUAUAUCAUAAAAAUGUGUGUGUGUGUGUGCACGUAUGGUGUAAGUGUACUGGGUUUGUAUAUGCCAUGAAGCGGCCACGUCUCUCGCCCGAAUGCCAGACGGACAAAAACGACUUGUACAAGGAGCACUGUGAGAGGCUUUGGGGAAAAUGGGAAGAACUGAAGACAAAGACGAUAGCGCAGGCAUCAGACGAAGUGAUGAGUGACUUGGACUCUGCAAAAAGACUCGCCAAAGCACUCCAAUAUCUGCUGCAGGCAACGAAAGCUGAUGAACAUUCCCCGGAUCCGGUGAUCAACUGCAUUCAUGACUUUUGGUCCUUCAAUCGCUUCCGGGGCGGCUGGCAGCUGGCUAAGAAGAGAGUUCCUGAGCAACAACUCCAUUACGCGUUGAAGCCGGUACAGAGCUUCACGUCAGAAGAGCUGGAAAUCGAGAAGUGGAACGAUCGAGGAGAUGUCGAAGGGUUCCUGCGUGCUUUGACCCGUCGCUACAAAUUGCAGGACGAAGAUCUUCAGCAUGCUUCAGGCUGGUCUCCGGAACGGUGCGUCCGCGAAGCACGGGACGUUCUCAAGCGAGAUGCAAUGCACCUGUGCAUCUAUUUGGCUGGGGACGACGACUUCGUUGCCUCGUGUGCCGACUACAUCCAUGGACACUAUGCUCAGAAGAAUCACCCGCAAGCCAAGAAGUUCAGCGAUCUGGAGGAACAUGAACAGAGCAUCACGAAGGCCAAUAUUAGGCUCGACUUCGAGGCGGUGGCCCUUCUUCUGAGUGGCGAGUAUACAGAAUUCGACUCCACGUGUUCUGCAAGUGCUGUGAAGUGA
This is a messenger RNA of Symbiodinium natans, 828 nucleotides long. The record is from the annotation of a GenBank genome assembly. NCBI's taxonomy places the organism in Eukaryota, Dinophyceae, Suessiales, Symbiodiniaceae.